Molecule: messenger RNA, 1564 nt
Organism: Ostrinia furnacalis (Asian corn borer)
Lineage: Eukaryota; Metazoa; Arthropoda; Insecta; Lepidoptera; Crambidae
Product: zinc finger protein 62
Exons: 9
Coding region: 57-1508 (483 amino acids)
Biological process (GO): regulation of transcription by RNA polymerase II
Cellular component (GO): nucleus
Molecular function (GO): zinc ion binding; RNA polymerase II transcription regulatory region sequence-specific DNA binding; DNA-binding transcription factor activity, RNA polymerase II-specific
Source: RefSeq, a predicted model, not a curated record
AAUGCAUCCUAUAUACUUGUUUUGAAUCUAAGUUUUAAUUAAUAUUUUUAAAUAUAAUGGAUAAAUGUCGAUUAUGUUUGGCGACGAGACGAAACGUGCGUUCAGUCUUUGAUACUGAAAAUGAUUAUUCUCUAAAAUAUGUGCACAUGAUAACUUCUAUAGCCAAUGUAAAGAUUCAUGAAGCAGACGGAGUCACAGACAAAAUAUGUCUUGCUUGUCGCAAAAAACUGAAGGAAGCUUAUGACUUCAAAGUGCAGAUCGAAAAAUCAGAUGCAGAGCUUCAAAAUACAGGAAAUGGGAGAAAAAUUAACUUUUAUAAUUUAAAAGAUAUUAAAAUUAAAGUAGAAAUAGAGGUCCCCAAACAUGAAAAUAAUAUUGAUGAAUACUUUAAAGAUGGAGAGACAUCCAUUCAUUACAAUGAUACAAUAAUAAAGAAAGUGGAUCCUGAGGAUUGUAAUACUUAUAUAAAAAAAGAAAACGGACCCCUGUCUGUAUUAGACUUUCUUAAUACUAUCAAAGAAGAAUCAGAAAACGAAUUCAAUGAUGAUUAUGAUGUAGAUUAUGAAGCAAUGUCUGAUGUAGAUGAUGAUGAUGAAGAAUAUCUUAUACCUCUAAACAAAAGACUAAAACAAAAAAAGAAUAAGAAAAAAGUAAUAAAUAAAUCAACGCCAGCAACUAAUAAAAAAGUGCCAAAAUAUACUCCCGUUCAAAUAAAGCCUGUAUAUUUGAAAGAUCUCAGGGUAUUGCCGACCAGGAAUGACAAGCCCAAAAUUAAAAAGAAAUAUUGUUAUGAUAAGAAAAAAUCAAUGUGUAAUGUUUGUGGCAAAAUGACAACCUGUAUAAACAGUCAUAUACUGACCCACACAGGAGAGCGAUCCUUCAAAUGUGAAGAGUGUGGAAAAGGAUUUCUGACUGCAAACUGUUUAAAAUUUCAUGUAAAGUACAGACAUACCACUGAAAGAAACUUUAAGUGUGAUAAAUGUGUUGCUACAUUUGCUAGUAAAGAAGCCCUUAAAGGGCAUAUGGUACGACAUACUGAUGAGAAAUCACAUGUAUGUGAUAUCUGUAAUAAAGGAUUCAAAAGAAAACAGGCAUUGAAGCGACAUAAAUUAAUCCACAAUUUAGCCAAUAAACGCGUCAAAUGCGAUUUAUGUAACAUGUCAUUUUUUAAUAAAUUUGGUUUAAAUCAUCAUCUCAGAAUUCAUACUGGAGAAAGACCAUACAAAUGUGAGAUUUGCUCCCAGCCAUACAGCUACAAGCAUGACUUCAACAGGCACUGUUUUAAAAAACACGGAGUGUUUCUCAAAAGACGCUCUGUCAAAAUCAUGAACGAAGAAGUGUUACAGAAGGAGCGCGAGCUGAUGCGCGACCUCAUGCUCAAAAUAAAUGGAUAUAUAAAAGAGGGUGAACCUCUUAAUCCUUUCGAGGGUCCUCAAGGCUAUUUGGCUUUUGAACAAGCCGUUAAAGCUUUGCAAGCUAAACAAAUUCCUGUUGAUUUUCAUAUUUAAAUAGUCAUUCCUUUUCACUGUUACAUACAUUGAUUAAUAAAUAUUUUUCUAAAUCA